AUGCCCGACGCAGAGGCAUGGGGAGUAGCCAGAACCCUUGGCGUGGUUAAAAAUGGGCUUGUCCCCGUUCGCGUCUGCAACCCCCACCCUUACCCAGUUUUGAUAGGGCGCUAUCAAAACCUGGGCAAGUUAUACCAGGUGGAGGAGGCUGACGUCCAGGGAGCCCGUGACCUGAGCCUGACCAUGGGUCCAGAUGGUGUUGUGGAAGUUGGCAUGGUGGACACCCGGAGCCCAGAGAGAAACCCAAACGAGGAGGUGAGCAAACUCAUUGAUUCAACAUGCUUAACGCCACAACAGCAGUCCGAGCUCCGCUCACUCCUGGAGAAGUGGAUGAAGGUUUUUGCGUCAGAUGAGGAUUUCGGGAGGACUGACCUGGUCCAACAUCGCAUCCAUACUGGAGAAGCCCCAUGUUGUCUUGGAGUUAUUGGGAGAUACUCAGUUGGGCUCUGCCUCCUCUGCACCAUCGACCCGGUCUGCUUCUCCAGCUCCAUCCUCAAACAAUCCUCCCUCUUCACCAACCCCGUCCUCUUCAUCCUCUCGCCAUAA
Knipowitschia caucasica is the source of this 546-nucleotide messenger RNA. NCBI's taxonomy places the organism in Eukaryota, Metazoa, Chordata, Actinopteri, Gobiiformes, Gobiidae. The record is from the annotation of a GenBank genome assembly.